Penaeus monodon (black tiger shrimp) is the source of this 5501-nucleotide messenger RNA. Its product is annotated as trichohyalin-like. The record is from RefSeq and is a predicted model, not a curated record. Lineage: Eukaryota; Metazoa; Arthropoda; Malacostraca; Decapoda; Penaeidae. The transcript has 18 exons. The coding region runs from base 6 to 5171 and encodes 1721 amino acids.
GAGAAAUGAAAAACCAGGAGGAAGCGAAGGAAACGCGGAGAGAUAAAGCUGCUAAAGAAAAAACAAGAAAACAAGAAGACAAAACAAAGGAAGAAGAAGAGAAAAGACAACAAAUAACAAAUACCGAAGAAGAGAAAAGACGAGAAGAGAAAACAAAGGAAGAAGAAGAGAAAAGACAACAAGGCAAAACAAAUAAUCAAGAAGAGAAAAGACGAGAAGACAAAGCAAACAACGAAGAAAGAAAAAGACAACAAGACAAAACGAAUGAAGAAGAGAAACGAAAAGAAAAACCAAAUAAAGAAGAAGAGAAAAGACAAAGAAACAAAACAAAGAAGGAAGAAGGGAAACGAGAAGAAAAAAACAAUCAAGGAAAAGGGAGAAAACAAGAAAAGCAAAAAGCAGAAGAAGAGACGAGCCGAGAAGACAUAACAGAUAAAGAUGGAAAGGGAAAGAGCAAAAGAGAAGAAAAGAGACAAGGGAAAAACGGGAAUAAAGAUGAAGUAAAGCGAAGACCAGAAAGAAGGAGGAAAGAAGAAGAGAGGAAAAACCGAGAGGAAGAAGAGAAGAAGGAAAAUGAUACGGAACAAGAAGAGAAAAGAGAGGAAGAGGAAGGGAAAGAAGGAAGGGAAGAACGAGAAAACGUAAAAAUCAAACGAAAGAAAGAGAGAGAAGAGGAAGAGAAUGAGGGAAAUGAAGAAGAAGAAGAAGAAAGAAAAGAAGAAGAAGAAGAUAAAGAUGAAGAAGACAUAGAGGAAGACGAAGAAGAAGAAGAAGAAAUACAAGAAGAGGAUUACGAAAUACAGGAAAGAGAGGAGACUAAAAAGGCAAAGAAAGAGACGAAGAGAAAGGAAAAGAGAAAUGGAACAGAAGAAAGGAGAAGACAAGGAGGAAAAGUGAAAAAUGAAGAGGAAAGGAAAGGAAAAGGAAAGAAAAUAAAGAAAGAGGAGGAAGGGACAACUAGGAAUAAUGACAGAAUAGGCAAAAAGACAGAAAAAGAAAAGGAAGAAAAAGAGAGAGAGAAAAGCAAGCAAAGAAGAUUGAAAGAAGAUGAUAAAGAGGAAGAGGAAAAUGAAUAUAAAGAGGAAGAAGAGGAGGAGGAAGAAGAAGAAGAAGAGAAAGAGGAAGAAGAGGAAGAUGAAGAAGACACAGAAGAAGAAGCAGCAGAAGUGGAAGAAGAAGACGAUAACGAUGGACAAGGAAAACGGAAGAAUAAAGAAGUAGAGAAAAGGGUGAGAAACAAAGCGAAGAAAGGGGCGAAGAGAAAAGAAAAUAUAAAUGAAGCAGAAGAAAGGAGAAGAGAAGGAGGAAAAGCGAAAAGGGAAGAGGGAAAGAAAGGAAAGGAAAAUAAGAAAAAAAAAGUGGUGGAUGGGGCAACUGAGAAUAAUCAGAGAAUAUGCAAAAGGACAGAAAGAGAAAAGAGAGAGAGAGAAAGAACCAAGCAAAUAAGAGAAGACAAAAACGCCAAGGAAGAGGAAGAAAAAGAAGAUAAACAAAGAAAGAAGAAAAGGGAAAAGGAAAAUAAAGCGAAAGUAGAGGAAGAAGAGAAAGUAGAAGAAAAGGAAGAAGAAGAUGAGAAUAAAGAAGACGAAGGAGACGAUGAAGAAAGAGAAGAGGAAGAAAGGAACAGAAGAGAAGCAAAGAGAAAGAUGAAGAGGAAACUACAGAAAAAUAUCCAAAAAGAGAAAACUGAAAAAACGAAACAGGGGGAGAGAAGGAGAAAAGAUAAAGAUUUAGAAGAGAGAGAGAGAGAAGAAGAAAUAGGAGCAGGAGAUGGCGUGAGAAUGGGAAUUAAAAAAGGAACCGAUAAAGGAAGGAGAAAGGGUCGAGAGAGAGAAGGAUACGGAGAGGAAGCGAAUGAGGGGAAAGAGGAAGAAGAAACAACGGCGAGAAAACGGAGAAACCCAAAGAAUGAAGGAGAUAGAACACCAAGGAAUGAAGGAGAGAGAAAAGCACAAAAAGAAGGAGAGAGAAAACCAAACAAAGAAGGAGAGAGAAAAGCAAAGAACGAAGGAGAGAAAACACCAAGGAAUGAAGGAGAGAGAAAAGCAAACAGAGAAAGAGAUAGAACACCAAGGAAUGAAGGAGAGAGAAAAGCUAAACAAGAAGGAGACAGAAAAGCAAAGAACGAAGGAGAGAGAACACCAGACGCGGAAGGGGAAAGGAAAAGAAUUAAAAGAGAAGGCACACCGCAGAUAGAUAAGGAAAAAACGGCAGAGGAAGAACACGAAACACCAACGCAUAAAAGAGGGAAGAAAGAAAAGAGAAGAGAAAGUGAUCAAAAGAGGAAAGUAGCAACACCUGAUAAAGAGGAAGAGACAACACUCAAGAGACGACCGAGGAACGAAGGAGGGGAAGAAAAAGAGAAAGAAAGCGGGGAAAUACAAGAGAAUAAAGAUAAGAAACCAACGAAUACAGAGGAAGAAAAAUCCCCCGAGAAAGAAAGGAGGAACAGAAAACAGAAGAAUGAAAGAGUGGGUAAAGAGAAAAGAGAAAACCACAGAUCGCAACGAAAAGGAGGAGAAGAAAUAUCGAAUAAUCCGAGUGAGAAAACACAAACGAAUGAAGGAGACAGAAGGAUAAGAGAAAAGGGAGAAGGGAGAACUGAAGAUGAAAGGAUAUCAACACAAAAGGAAAGAAAUUGGAAUAAGGAUAUUAAGGAAGAUUUCGAAGAAGACGAAGAAACACAAAAGGCCCACACAAUCCCUCGGGCGUCAAAGAAGACCCGCAGUUCAAACAAAGCAAAUCACACUUUUCCAGAAGCCGGAUUCUCUGACAUGCCCGUGGGACAUGGGGACAGGCGACCCAAGGCACAUGAAGUUGUGAGAGAGCCUAAAAGGAAGACUCUACGUCAGUGGCAUUCGGAUAACAGUGACAGUGAAAAAAGAAAAUUCUCAGCAAGGAAGGAAGGGAAAUUUAGAGAACGCAGGAGAGAUGGACACUCGAGCGAAAGCGAAGAAUAUGAUCCUGCCUUCGACCAACAGGACUCAGCAGGAUACUCUGUACAGCAACAAGAAGCUGGUGGCAGAUUCCCUAACAAUUCCACGAGACCAAAGUACCGGCAAAACAAGCCACGAGACGAUUUGAGAGAUCCUGGCACGAGGGCCCCAAAGGGAUGGCAUUCAGAUGACAAUGAUUUUGGAGAGAGAAAAUCCUUAGGAAGGAAGGAAGGGAAAUUUAGAGAACGCAGGAGAGGUGGACACUCGAGCGAAAGGGAAGAAUAUGAUCCUGCCUUCGACCACCAGGACUCAGCAGGAUACUCAGCCCAGCAACAAGAAACUGGUGGCAGAUUCCUUGACGUGAGACAAAAGUACCGGAAAAACCCAAGGAAAUGGGCGAGCGCACUUUCGGCACAUUCAGAUGACAAUGAUUUUGGAGAGAGAAAAUCCUUAGGAAGGAAGGAAGGGAAAUUUAGAGAACGCAGGAGAGGUGGACACUCGAGCGAAAGGGAAGAAUAUGAUCCUGCCUUCGACCACCAGGACUCAGCAGGAUACUCAGCCCAGCAACAAGAAGCUGGCGGCAGAUUCCCUGACAAUUCCGUGAGACCAAAGUACCGGCAAAACAAGUCACGAGAAGAUUUGAGAGAUCCUGGCACGAGCUCCACAAGGAAAUGGCAUUCAGAUGACAGUGAUUUUGGAGAGAGAAAAUCCUCAGGAAGGAAGAAAGGGAACUUCAGAGAACGCAGGAGAGGUGGACACUCGAGCGAAAGGGAAGAAUAUGAUCCUGCCUUCGACCACCAGGACUCAGCAGGAUACUCAGCCCAGCAACAAGAAGCUGGUGGCAGAUUCCCUAACAAUUCCACGAGACCAAAGUACCGGCAAAACAAGUCACGAGAAGAUUUGAGAGAUCCUGGCACGAGCUCCACAAGGAAAUGGCAUUCAGAUGACAGUGAUUUUGAAGAGAGAAAAUCCUCAGGAAGGAAGAAAGGGAACUUCAGAGAACGCAGGAGAGGUGGACACUCGAGCGAAAGGGAAGAAUAUGAUCCUGCCUUCGACCACCAGGACUCAGCAGGAUACUCAGCCCAGCAACAAGAAGCUGGCGGCAGAUUCCCUGACAAUUCCGUGAGACCAAAGUACCGGCAAAACAAGUCACGAGACGAUUUGAGAGAUCCUAGCACGAGCUCCACAAGGAGAUGGCAUUCGGAUGACAGUGAUUUUGAAGAGAGAAAACCCCCUGGGAGGAAGGAAGGGAACUUUAGAGAACGCAGGAGAGGUGGACACUCGAGCGAAAGCGAAGAAUAUGAUCCUGCCUUCGACCACCAGGACUCAGCAGGAUACUCAGCCCAGCAACAAGAAGCUGGCGGCAGAUUCCAUGACAAUUCCGUGAGACCAAAGUACCGGCAAAACAAGCCACGAGACGAUUUGAGAGAUCCUGGCACGAGGGCCCCAAAGGGAUGGCAUUCGGAUGACAGUGAUUUUGAAGAGAGAAAACCCCCUGGGAGGAAGGAAGGGAACUUUAGAGAACGCGGGAGAGGUGGACACUCGAGCGAAAGCGAAGAAUAUGAUCCUGCCUUCGACCACCAGGACUCAGCAGGAUACUCUGCCCAGCAACAAGAGGCUGGCACCAGAUUACAUGGCGCGUCCGUGAGAUCUAAGAACUGGAAAUACAAGCCACAAGAAGAUGUGAGAGAUGCUGCCGAAAAGAUGUCACACAGACGGGAUCGAGAUGACAGUGACUUCGAAAAUCAACAGUCAAGAAAGACAAAGGAAAAUGUCAGUGAUCCCAAGAACGAGGAAAAUGAAGAUGAUUAUGCAUUCAAGCCCCACAAGAUAGCGAAAUACCUAGCGGAUAAGGGUUUUAAGGUCCCUCUGAAUGAAUUGGAAAAUAAAUUCCCCAACAGUAUUGUUUGGGCCCUCGAAGAAAACCCCCAUAUUUUUGGCAUGGACAAGGAAAUGGUGGUGCUGCGGCCAGAGAUUAAGAUCUGCUGCCCUUACACUGAUGACAGUGGGUGCCCUAAAAGCUCACAAUGCCCUGAUAUUCAUAUCUGCCCCGAGUUUUUAUCAGGUAACUGUGACAUGGCAUCUUGUGAAUUAGGGCACAAGUGGAACACCACUCAUAACAAAAGGGCAUUGGGAAAUUUAUAUCUAGAUGGUCUAAAUCCCACCCAGAUACUUUCUCUCAUAAACAAGGACGAUGCAAUAGAAGCCUCUCCUGUGACCACUAAAUCGCUGUAAGGAAAUCAAGAAAAUGUCAUUGGUCUGGUAAGCCCUACAUAUCUGCCUUGGGUUUGUUGUCCGAGUGAAUGAUUCUUCUCACAGAAAAAUCCAGCUGCAGCACAGUCUCUUUAGCUCUGAAAACGACCAGCUGUUGCAGGCCCUCUUUUUCACCAUCAGAGCAUGGCUCGGAAUAAAUUGAUCGAUUUGUUUAGGAUAAUCCUUGCUAUCAACUGAUACUAGAGUGUGUUUCUAGCAUUACUCAUGGUACACAUACAUCAUCCUUGGAGAAUGAAUAGUAUAGUUUUAAGGGUCUGUAAUGUUAUCUGAAUCACAAGGACUCUUUUAACA